AUCACCCAUCACCUACAACUGAUGUCCGCGGAUAGGCUAUGAAAUAUAGAUAAUAGGCCGUACUGCCAUAGGCUACUACUCAUUUGUCCCCGUUGUCCGCCAGCUACGACUCCGCGAGUUUGACAAAGUCAAAGUGACAGAUCGCAGACUCCCGGUGGCUGGACCGACCGACCGACUCUACCGGAUUACCAAGCAUACCGAUUACCACCCACCUAUGAUAGACGCGUUUCCAUAGACCAUUCUCGUUGAAUAUUUUUAUUACUGUUCAUUAUUCAGUAAUCAGUUGUAUUAUUAUUGUUGUUGUCAUAUUAUUUUGUUGAUAACAGUGUAAAAUAUUUUAAUAUUCGACACACUGUCUGUCUGUCUCGUUUCGACGGACGUUGCGCACAUCCCUCGUCCGCCUCUUACGUAACAAAAUUAUUGUUAAAAGUUAAAACGUAUUUUGUUCAUUUCUCUCUCGUAGUGAUAACACGUUGUAACUUGUCUGUUUUGUGUGGUCGUAUUGCCGAAUAUCGCCGACCGCCGUUGUACCGUAGCGAGUAUUUACGGCGAGCGCAAUAAUAGUAUAAUUUAUCGCGCGUCGUCGGUCGAUCGAUUGCCGACGACUAUUAUCGAGUAUUCUUGUUACGUAGUGUACGGUUUUCAGAUUUCCCGACCGGUUGACGGAGCUUCUCGACUAAUCGCAACAGGUUGAUGAGUGAUAUCGAAUUUGAUACCAAGAUGUCAGAAAGUGUACAGACUGAAACAAUAACAAAGCCUGAAAAAAAUGCAGCCGAUAGUCCUUCAACAGCAAAAAAAAAUAGUAUUCUUAGACACCGUAAGAUACCCUCUGCCGACCUUAACAAUAAAUCAGAUGAAUUAAUAGCGGAGAAAACUGAUUUAUUAUCUGGCCCUUCAAAUGGAAACAAUGAUGUGACGUGUAGUUUAUCCAAUGAAACAAAUGAAAACAUGGAUAUUGGAACUAUGGCUCAAGCAGAGUUCCAACAUGUUGCUGCUCAAGCCCGCGAUCUUGGUCGGAAAAUGUGGAAUGUGUGUAAUUUCCACAACUUACCUCAAUGGCUCCAGGAUAAUGAUUUCUUGCAUACAGGACACAGGCCACCGUUGAAUUCAUUUCAGGCUUGUUUUCAAUCUAUUUUUCGAAUUCACACUGAAACUGGAAACAUAUGGACACAUUUGUUAGGAUGUAUUGCAUUUUUUGUUAUGACUCUAUACUUUGCGUCUAGACCCGAAGAAGAAUUAUCGUUUCAAGAUAAAUUAGUUUUCAUUAUAUAUUUUAUUGGAGCAAUUACUUGCAUGGGUUUUUCGUUUGUAUUUCAUACUGUUCAUUGCCAUUCAGAAACUGUUGGCAAAUUUUUCAGCAAAUUGGAUUAUUGUGGAAUUGCCAUACUGAUUAUGGGAUCAUUUGUGCCAUGGUUAUACUAUGGGUUUUAUUGUGAGCCAUAUUCGUGGAUAUUGUAUUUAAUACUGAUUGUUGCACUGGGACUGGUGGCGAUGGUCGUAGCACUAUGGGACAAAUUCAGUGAUCCAGGCCUCAGGCCACUCAGAGCAGGUGUUUUUACUACAUUUGGAUUGAUUGGUGUUAUACCAGCACUUCAUUAUGGAGCUGUGGAAGGAUUCUUUUCUAACUUUACAUUGAUUAGUCUCGGAUGGCUAUUACUCAUGGGAUUUUUGUAUAUCUCUGGUGCUUUGUUGUAUGCUUUAAGAGUACCAGAAAGAUUUUUCCCCGGAAGAUGUGAUUUAUUGUUCCAAAGCCAUCAGAUAUUCCAUGUACUUGUUAUACUUGCAGCAUUUGUUCAUUACCAUGGUAUUACAAAAAUGGCAGAAUACAGGCUGAGCAAAGGUGAAUGUGAAGUGCGCCCGGCUGUUGUUUAGUACGAGAGUUUGGUAGGUGAUGGACUUCUUUAAAAUUAUACAACUGUUAGUUGUCCAAUUUGAAGGAGAACCGAGUUUCCAUGCUGACACUGAUAUGGUUAAAAUAAAAUUAUGUUAUUUAAUUCAGAUAAAAAUGUAUAACUUAAAAACCAAACGAAAAAAAAAUUGCUAAAGAUUACAUUACAAUUUAGUUUUUGUUUUAUGUAGUCAUAUACUUAAAUUAUAAUUUUGAUUACAAAAAAAAAAAUUUGCAUAUAUUUUUACUACUUAUACAUAUAUUUUAUAGUAUGUAUUAUUAUAAAAGUUCAUAGUAUACAUUUAUAAAUUCUAGUUAGAUUUUAUUCAUUAAUAUUAUAUUGUUACUAUCUUGUACAUUAUAUUAUUAUAGAUUAGAAUAAUGUAUCAAAAUUCAAAACUACUGAUGCGUUAAAGUCUAAAAUGUUGUUUGAGCAAUGGUAUUGAAAUACAAAUAAUACUUCUUUAUCAUAUCCCCUGCCACAAAAAAAGUAUUUAUUAAAACUUUUUUUUUCAACUUAAUUAUUUUUACGUACCGAUGAUGCAGAUAUGGAAAUAACUUUAUUUAAUUUUUUUUAUAAUUUGUGACAAAAAUAUAGAUCAAUUAAUUUUUAUAUUUAACACUUGGUAUUGGAACUAAUAGAUCAUUUGAUACAUCUCUGAUAUGUAUGUCUUAAAUACACUAUAACUCAUUUAAUGUUACAUACCUCAUAGUGUUGAUUAAAUUAAUAAUAUUUUUGAUUUGAUGAAACACUAUGUAUGUAUAUGUCACUUGUAUUAUUAUUUAAACUAAUGAACAAUUUCAAUUUUAAAAUAAUGAAAUAAUGAUUGAAAAUCAUACCUUAAGACUUAGUAUACUCCAAAUUAUUUUUGUAUUUGUUAUUUUGUCAAAAAGUUAGUAAUACUUUUCUGUUUUUUGUAAAUCCUUAACACGUUGACUGUAAUGGGACUGCCCCCGGUCACAUGGCUGUUUUUAGUACGGGGUCACGCUUUAUUUUUAAUGUCAUGAAUUUUUAAUGAAUGCAUUUUAUUUUUUUGUUAUUAUAAUUUUUAAUCUGUUAAAGGCAAGUAAUAUAUCACUUAAUGCAAUUUUUUCUUCUCCAUCAUCAAAAAUUAUUUAUUAUUAGUUUAACACCAUGGAAACUCUUUCAUUGACAAAUAAAUGUGUUUAUGACAUCUCGCGGUCAAAUUAUGGCAUAUAGAUAUGACAAGGUGUGACCGCCAAGUACCCGUAAAAAUACUCUUUUACCCUGAUACUGUGUGGACUCUGUUUCAUGGCAGUCAAUGUGAAUGUGUAAAUUACUGUUCAACAUUUUAUGUCUUGAUUAAUAAAAAUCAAAGGUGCAAUAAUAGUGUAUGCUUAUGAUUUCAUAUAGUGUACAUUUUUUCUAUAUCAUAUAAAUAAAAAACAAUAAUAUAUAAAUAUAGGUAUAAAUAAACUUAUAGGUUUUUAAAUUAUUGUUAAUACAAUUUUGUCAUUAUUAUGCUGUGGUUUUGAAGUUUGUCUCUGUAUUAGAAUGAUGAGUUUUUUCGUUAAUUAUGAUACUAAAAAAUGAUAAACAUUUUUUUUUAUGCAUAUUAAACAAAACCAAUUCAUUUGUGUAAAUUCUAGAAAACAAACUAGCAUGCAUACACAUCAUAGUGUCAACAGCAAAGUUACAAAAUCAAAUCAAAAUUUAGUAUUAGAAAAUUACAAAUACUAAAAAAAAAAUAGUAUUAGCAUUUGUCUAAUUGUUAUCUAGUCUAUUUUUAAGUCUUGCUUUAAAAUCACACUAUUUUAAACCUAAGUUAAAUAAUAUUAUGUAUGCAGUGUACUACAUUUUUAAAUAAUAGAAAAAGUCACAAAUUGUAGCAAAGAUGACAACAACAACAAAAAGAUAAUAAUGCUGUGUUAUAGAUUACCUAUAGUUGUGCUUUCUAUACAUCAAUAAUUUACAUUCAGUAAUAAUACGGUAGCUAUAUUUUAUUGUUGUAAACUAGUUUUUGAAACCAGAAUUGUAUCCGUAUUGUUUUUUGUUGCUUUCUUAACAGUUGUCUCAGACCUCAGUAUACAUUAAAAUAUUACAAUGGCUAUUACUAUUACUCGUAUAUUACACAAGCUAUUACACUAGUAUUUUUAAUAGAGUAUAUUAUUAUGUUUUUAAUUUCAUAUUCCUAAGAAGAAUAUUUUUCUGAGAACUUCGAUAUUCUUAUUACAAAAAUCAAAUUUUGGACCUGUAGUUCUUAGUAAUUUAUAACUUGUAUGUACUUUAACCUUCAAAUUUUUGUGAACAGAGUGUGCACCAGUAUUUUGAGACGUUUUUGGUUCUACUUUUGAGUAUAGAUAGUAUAGAUACUAUAGAUAGAUACCAUCUAUACUCAAUGGUACUACUCAUUUAAAUUUUAAACUCUGUAAGUCUUAAAUAUUUAACUGUUGGUUCAAAAUUCAAUUUUUAUGCAUACAAAUUCUUAAAAAAAUAUUUUGCUUAAGAAUUUAAAUCUAAAUACGAUGAACGUUAUUAUUCAAAAAAAAUAAAAACUUAAAAAUAAAAAUGUUUGUACAAUAAAUUCAAAUUUUGUGAAAAAAAAAAAAUACAUUUUCAGAGAUAGCUACUUACGUACAUAGUUAUAAAUUAUACACACACGCAUAUUGUACUAUUAAGAUUUUGAAAAUCAUCUAUUAUUAUUAUUAUCAAAGCUAGGAAAUAUGGCGUAUGUUCAAUGUUGUUUGUAUUACGGGUGGCCGGUGGGAUGAUGUUUUAAAAGUAUAAUAGUAUAUAAAUCAUUGUUGUGGAAAGAAUGUACGACUUAAGAUUCACGAUGUACGAAUUUGAAUUAUUAAUAUAUUAAUAUUAUAAUUUAUAAUACAUUAUGUUGUAUGCAAGGCCGUCCGCAAAAGGGGAAAAUGUUGACAUUAUUCCUCCCCCCCUCAACUUUUUGUAGGUAAAUUAUCAUAAUCAUUAUUGGUGAUUUUAAUGUCCUAAAAAAACUUAAAAAAUGCCCUAAAAUUCUUAAUAGUGCACUUCAUUAUUUUAUAUUUUUAAUAAUAUCAGUAUAAAGUCUAACAUAAAUUUGGUAUUAUAAUAUACAUUUUAAAAUGUUAAUAGAUUGUAAAAAAGUUUGAUUGACAGAACUGAUCUUUUUGGACUUCAUUAAUCUGAAAUUUGAUAAAAUUAUUUCUUUUUUUUAUAGAUUUAGUAUUAAGUUUCAUAUAAUAUUUAUUAUAAAUUUCAUGAAAAGCAUGCACAAAUUUAAAAAAAAAUUCAAAAUUCCCCAAAAAAUGACUUAAAAUAAUUUAAAAUCGUUGAAAAAUGUAAAAUAAAAACUUCUUAUUCUAUUUGUGUAUUUUAUAAAACAAGUAUCGCUUGGAGAACAAUGAAAAGUCCAUCGAAAUCCCAACCUUAAUUAUUACCUAUGUAAUAUAAAACAUCAAAAAAUAAAAAUUUUUAAAAUUAAUAAUAAAAAUAUUUUUUUUCUUUGUUACGAGUGAUUACACUCAAUUAUGAACGUCAGUAAUAAGAAUGUACAUAGAUGGCAUAUAAUAGUUUCAACUUUUCAAGUUCAUGACAAUUAAUUAAAAUGAAUGCUGUAAGAUUACCUAAGUUUUAACUAACUAUCUACGUAUAAAUAAUUUUUACAUUCCCUACCCAUAUGAAAACAUGUCACUAACAAUACUUUAUCACUAAUAGGGUAGUGAAACAACAAUUUUAAAAAGGGAAAAUAUUUUGCCCUCCCCUUGACAAAUUCCUGCGGACGCCCUUGGUUAUAUACGUGUAACGUGUGGAUUUUUAAUCGCUGUGUAAAUCACGAUUGUGAUGUUGUAUUAAUGUAUUGCGUUUAGUCUUUAUAAUAUAAUAUUAUGUUAUCGCUGUGAUAAUAUUUUACGAUUAUAAAAUAAAACAUGUAAUAUUAUAGACUAAAUUAUACACAUUAUAUUAUA
Molecule: messenger RNA, 5806 nt
Organism: Metopolophium dirhodum (rose-grain aphid)
Lineage: Eukaryota; Metazoa; Arthropoda; Insecta; Hemiptera; Aphididae
Product: adiponectin receptor protein-like
Exons: 8
Coding region: 694-1872 (392 amino acids)
Biological process (GO): adiponectin-activated signaling pathway
Cellular component (GO): plasma membrane
Molecular function (GO): signaling receptor activity
Source: RefSeq, a predicted model, not a curated record